Messenger RNA from Oncorhynchus keta (chum salmon), 1136 nucleotides. RefSeq names its product E3 ubiquitin-protein ligase RNF144A-like. The coding region runs from base 319 to 858 and encodes 179 amino acids. The transcript is spliced from 3 exons. NCBI's taxonomy places the organism in Eukaryota, Metazoa, Chordata, Actinopteri, Salmoniformes, Salmonidae. The record is from RefSeq and is a predicted model, not a curated record.
CUGUAAUUACCAGAGUUUAUAAAUGUGCAGGGUGUCAUAUAUGUAUUACAGGGUUCAGAAAGUAUGGUGGUGUCGUAGUGAACAAUAAUGUCAGAUCCCUCUGCGUUAGACCCGAUUAGUUCUAAGUGAAAGUGAAAAUGUAAUGGCCAUGUCAAGUAACUUUCAGUUCAAGUCCUGGAAUUACCCCCGCUCUGAAAUGAAAUGCAAAAGCACAUAUUACGUCCUCUCACAGUGAAUUCGAGAAGAGAAAGGAAGACGAGCUGACAUUUUUUCUGUUGGGACUGACUUAUGAUUAAAAGCCUCUGAGGACAGUUGAUAAUGAGUGGCUCACUCCUGCUUGCACAGUCUGUUCUUCCAACCCCACUGAAGUGCCCCAGUUGCCACCAGGCUGGGGCCAGAAAGGUCAAAGGUCAGUGUGCUGUGUGUAAGCGCUGCUCCGAGACCCUGCGCCGUGUCUACCAGUUCUGCUGGGCCUGUGGGAGGGAGUGGCACCAGUCAGGAGGAACCCUGGAGGGCCAAGGGGUCCAUUUUUCCUGCCCUCUGCCAGGCUGUGCCCUCAGGGCUGCCCUCCUCUCCCCAGAGGUCAUUGUUGAUCCAAGCAGUUCAGCCCAGGGAUGCCCCUUCUUCAGGGCCUGUCCUCACUGUAAGGCCAUCCUCACUCACACUGGAGAGGGAUGCCCCAAUAUCAUCUGUCCACACUGCCAAAAGGAGUUCUGCUUCCGCUGCUUGAAGAAGGAGUGCUGUGAUUAUGAAGAGGAAGAUGAUGAUGAUGAUGAUGAUGAUGAUGAUGAUUUUGAGUAUCCUUUACCAUGCACUGUGGUGGAUAACAGUCAGUCUCUCAGAGAGUUGGAACUGUAGGGGCUAUGCAACGGUCUGUAGAACAUAAUUUACGGCCUCAUUCAUUACCACUUGCAUAACGAAAUCAUCUUGAUUGUAGUUACUAUUGGAAUUAUUACAUUAGUUCUAUGAUACAAAGACAUCAUAUUGCUAUGCUGCAUUGCUUCUGUAUAGUUAAAUGCAAUAAAGCCAGAAGUUAUCAUUUGUGUUUUCACACCAGUGGCGUGUAUUCAUGGAUGCCAAGGGAAGCCAGGCUUCCCCCCCAAAAAAAUUCUAAGAAAUAAACAUAUAAAAUCGUC